Molecule: messenger RNA, 4339 nt
Organism: Varanus komodoensis (Komodo dragon)
Lineage: Eukaryota; Metazoa; Chordata; Lepidosauria; Squamata; Varanidae
Gene: FANCI
Product: FA complementation group I
Exons: 37
Coding region: 250-4272 (1340 amino acids)
Biological process (GO): DNA repair
Molecular function (GO): DNA polymerase binding
Source: RefSeq, a predicted model, not a curated record
UGUGGACAGGAUCAUACUUAGCUGAGGAUAAUGCUUCUGAUGAAGCUGACUAGUUCUGUGAAAUGGUGCAUUCCAGGGGAGAGGGGAAAAACUUUCCUGUUCGAUUCUGCUGGCUUGAAUAAAUAGGUCUUUAGUGGGCUGUAAGAAAAUUAAGUUGCAGCUUCCUUUCUGUAUUUCUUUAUGAAACAAUUUUGCUAAUGUUAUAGAUCACAAUAGAGAAAAAAAGUUCUUGCUGCCAAUACUGUUAUAAUGGACCAGAAAAUCCUGGUUCUAGCAGCAGAUGAAAAAUGGGAGCAACUUCAGAUAUGCUUGCAAAACCUGAAGAAAAAUGAGUUGAAUGAUCUGGUUACGAAGCAUGCUCUGAGGGGAAAAGAAAUUGGUGCUCUUCUGAGUGGGAUCCUCAAAGGUUCUCCCUGCUCCCAAGAGAAUGGUAUUGUGAGGAGGCUCAGUGUAUACCAUCAUUGUAUCCAGUUAGUGGAGUCAGGGGACCUUCAUGUGGAGAUCACGUCUGAGAUUAUAAGGCUGCUGAUGUUAGAGGCUCAUGAACUGCCAGGCCCUGCAUUGGUUGACUUGGCUACUUUCUUUAUUGAAGCUAUCAAAAGGGACAGCUUGCUGAGUGGAAAAUCUUUGGAGAUAUUUCCUACAGUUCUGACUGCUCUGGCUACAUCUGAAGAAACUCUGGUUUAUGGUACCAGUGAGCUAAGUGGUGAAGAGUUUAAGAAACAGCUGAUCAAUCGACUUUGCUCAAGCAGGUGGGGUCAUCAUCAUGUGAUACAUCUCACUUCUAUGUUCAGGGAUGUCCCACUGAGUGUGGAAGAGCUGCAGUUUGUGGUGGAAAAGGUCCUAAGAAUGUUCCCUAAGUUAGACCUGCAGGAAAUCCCUCCUUUAAUUUAUCAGCUGCUGUUGCUUUCUUCAAAGGGUAGCAAGAAAAACAUUUUGGAAGGAAUAAUCAGCUUUUUCAACCAGAUGGAUAAAAAGCAAAAAGAAGAGCAGAGAGAUUCAGAGUCAAUGGACCUUGAGGAAGCUACAAUGCCCUUAGACCAACUUCGUCAUGUUGAAGGCACCAUCAUUCUGCACAUAGUGCUGGGUAUUAAUCUAGACCAGGAUUUAGGAAAGGAGUUAAUCAAAUACUUAAAGAUAGAGCAGCAAGGGGAUCCUAGCCAGGCCCUGUGUCCCUUCAGUGUAACCAUUUUACUCUCAAUGACCAGAAUACACCGAUUUAGAGAGCAGGUGUUUGACUUUCUGAAAAGUUCAAUUAUGAGAAGCUUCAAGGACAAGCAGUUCAUUCAGGGCUCCAAGUUCCUUCAGGAUAUGUCUCCUUUACAGUACGACAUAGGUGCCAUGUUUUUAGAAGUUGUGGCAAACAGUGUGUAUGGCUGGGAUCAUGUGAUACAGGGCCUCGUGGAGCUUGGAUUCAUAUUGAUGGACUCCUAUGGGUCAAAAAGACCUUUUGGAGGCAAAGCCACAGAAACUAACCAUGGGCUUUCCAAAACUCCAGCCCAGCAGGCAUGUAAGUUAGGAGCUGACAUCUUAUUGGAAAUUUUCAAGGUCCAUGAGCGCAUCAGAAGUGAAAUAUUGGAGCAGGUUCUGAACAGAGUCAUUACAAAUGCUGGUUCACCUAUCAGUAAUUUCCUAGAUCUGUUGUCCAGUAUUAUCAUCUCUGCACCACUUUUUCUUCAGAACUCUUCCUCCAAAAUCACAGAAGCCUUUGAUCAUUUUUCAUUCCUGCCCCUUGACACAGUGCAAGGGCUUCUUAAGGCUGUACAGCCCCUUCUCAAAAUAAGCAUGUCUAUGAGGGACUCCCUGAUCCUUGUUCUUCGCAAAUCAAUGUUCUCUGGGCAACUGGAUGCCCGUAAGGCUGCAGUGGCUGGGUUUCUGCUGCUCCUGAAGAAUUUUAAGGUUCUGGGCAGCUUGAGCUCUUCACAGUGCAGCCAGGCAAUUGGCGCAGUUCAGGUCCAGGUGGAUGUCCAUACCCGCUAUAAUGAGGCAGCCAAUGAGGCCUUUUGUCUAGAAAUUCUGGGUAGCUUGAGGAGAUGUUUAAGUCAGCAGGUCGAUGUCAGACUCAUGCUCUAUGAGGGUUUGUAUGAUGUCCUGCGCAGGAAUUCACAACUGAGUAAUUCCAUUCUGAAGACACUGUUAUCCCAGAUGAAGUAUUAUUAUGAAACAGAACCUGACCUACUGCCCCCAAUAAAACUACAGAGAUGCAUCUUAGCUCAGAGAGACCAAAUCUGCCUGCAAGAACCUUUGGCUCACUUGCUCUGCUGCAUCCAUCAUUGCCUAGCUUGGUAUAAGAGCACUUUAGCCUUGCAUCAACAAGCUGAGGAUGAUGAUGAGGAGGAGGAAGAUAAAGGCUUCAAACAAGAGUUGGAUGAGAUGCUGCAGUCUAUCACACAGCGAAUGAUCAAGAGUGAACUAGAAGAUUUUGAACUGGAUAAGUCAGCAGACUUCUCUCAGUCUACUGGAGUGGGAUUGACGAACACCAUCUUUGCCAUUUUAGUGAUGGGGGUGUGUGAAGUCCUGAUGGAGUAUAACUUCAUCACAGGGAAUUUCAGUAAGAGCAAGUUUGAAAAUGUUCUUGGCCUGUUCAAGUGUUACACCAAACUCUGUGAAAUUCUGAAAGAGAAAGCCGGAAAGAACAAGCCCCCUUCAGCAAACAAAGUUGCCCGAAGCCUCCUUUCUAUGGGUUUUGUAUGCACCUUGCUUACAAGUCUUUUCAGGGACUGUUCCCAAAUCCAUGAGGAGAGCCUGGCUGUUCUGCGCUCCAGCAGUGAAUUCAUGCGUUAUGCUGUCAGUGUGGCACUGCAGAAAGUGCAGCAACUGGAGGAGGCAGGGCAAACCGAUGGGCCUGAUGGGCAGAACCAAGAGAAGAUGUUCCAAAACCUCUGCAGCAUCACCCAAGUCCUGUUGUGGAGAUACACCUCAAUCCCACCUGCAGCUGAAGAACUGGCCAAGAAGGAAAAGGGCAAGAGCAUCUCGCUGUUGUGCUUGGAGGCUUUGCUGCGGAUCUUUAACACUGUGCAACAGCUUUAUCCGGCAAAGAUUCCACAAUUUCUACAGGGUUUGGAGAUUACAAAUGAAGAUGCAGAAGAAGGGAUGGACGUUAACGUUACAGAAAGAACUGCUUUCCAGAUUCGACAGUUUCAGAGGUCUCUGCUGAACCUGCUCAACAAUGCUGAAGAUGACUUCAAUAGCAAGGAAGCCCUUCUGUUGAUCAACAUUCUCACAACACUUUCAAAGCUGCUGGAGCCUUCUUCUCCGCAGUUUGUGCAGCUGUUAUCAUGGACAGUCAAGAUUUGCAAAGAAACUAGCCUGGAAGAUGCACCUUGCUGCAAAGGCUUGCUAGCCCUGCUCUUCAGUCUACACACUCUCAUUAAGAGCCCAGUUAGUGUAUUGCGUGAGCUUGCCCAGGAUAUUCAUGCUCGAUUUGGAGACAUAGACCAGGAUCUUGAAAUGGAGCAUCAGUCCCACUUUGCUAUUGUGAACUUAAAAACGGCAGCACCUACAGUUUGUUUGCUGGUUUUGGGUCAAGCAGAGAAGGUCCUUGAAGAGGUGGACUGGCUGGUCAAUAAGAUGAAGAGCAAGUUGUGCUCAGAGGCAGCAGAGGAUGCCUCACAAGCACCAAACCAGAUAGAUCCAUUAGAAAAGGCAAUCAUUAUUCAGCUCGGGACCUUGCUAACUGCUUACCAUGAGCUAGUGCAAACAGCGUUACCUUCUAGGAGUUGUGUGGACAUGCUGCUCAGGAGUGUGAGCAAGAUGUAUGCUGUUCUCACUGCCCUUGCAAAAUAUCAUCUCCAGCUGUGUCGGAGCAUAACUGGGGGAAUUUCAGGACGGUUUGAAAAGCUGGUUAGGCUCUCUGGUUCCCACUUAACCCCACAGUGUUAUGCUUUCAUCACGUAUGUGCAGAACAUCCAGAGUGAAACCUUGAGCUUUGGAGGAGCAAACAAGAAAAAGGACAAAACAGCGACAGAGAUGUCCACAGUCAUGGCUAAAGUGUUGCGGGAGAGUAAGCCAAUUCCAAACCUGAUUUUUGCUAUAGAACAAUAUGAAAAUGUUCUGAUCCAUCUCUCAAAAAAAUCAAAGGUCAACCUAAUGCAGUAUAUGAAACUGAGCACCUCGCGAGACUUCCGUAUCAAUGUCUCUAUGCUGGAGAGUGCCUUCCAGGAACAGAAUGGUGCAAAUGCAGAGAAUGAGCCAGACAACGAGCAGAGUGCUACAUCUGUACAUUCCAACAACAGCCAGGAGCCCAAAAAGAAGAGGAGACGAAAAAAAUGAGAGCUGUUUCCUUUAUUACCAAAUGAAUUUCUGUAUUUGGCUGUGCUAGUCUUGCACAGCAUUAGAG